UAUGGCGGAAAAAUUUCAAUUUCAGGUUAUAGAAGAUCGUAAGUUUCUUGGUAUUUCAUCGAAUUCAGUUAAAGAUUUACUAAUUAAAUGGGGAAUGUAUGACCAAAUGAAAGUACAGGCGUUUACCUACGACAAACAUUUUCAAGAAUAUCAGAAAAAUGAAUUUGUUAUGGAUUUUCUAACAGAUCCUAAUGUUCAGGCCAAUCUCCAGGUUUUAUCUUCUAGUGACUCUUGGGUACACUUAGGGAUUUUAAAAGCAGCUAAAGUCGAAGUAGACCCGGUGCCUUGUACAAUAGUGAACAUGGAUUUUUUUCAAAAAUUAUUCAGGCAAGGUUUGGUUAGGGAAUCUGGAAUGAUUUUCAAAUGCUUUGAUGAAUAUGUGGAAGGAUUUACAGUAUCUGAUGAACUACGUAAGAUGCAUUUAAUGGAUGAUUCGGACCACUUCGAUGUUUUUUCACAAGAUGAAAAGAUGGAGUUUAUUUUCCGGAUUUUUAAACAUCUCUGUUUUGGUGGAGAUGUCUGUCAGUUCGAAGAUAAUGUCAAUCCUUACUUAGAUACAAGCAAAGCAAUAUACAAAGAUUUAGUGAGCGUUUACAAAGAUGCCAAUACAAAAGAACUUAAAACAAGAUCUCGGGUCUUCAAAAUAUCUGCCCUGGAUAGUGACGGUGAGAUGAUAUACCCUGCUGGUAAUAAACACGAACAGUCUUUUGCUUAUCUUGUUCUUGAUCCGCUAAAACGAAAUUUGUUUGUUUGGUAUCAUCAGUGGCGAGGAAUUGCUUGGUAACAUGAAGACCUCUGUUCCGUUAAUUUUACUCGUCGUUUAUUGUUGUGGAAUAUUUGUCCGGCUUGGAGACUAUAUUUUUCCUACAAAUAGCUCCCUAGAACGCAAAGGGAAUCUCUGAACAAGGAGAAAAUAUAGCAAGUUGUCUAACGCCUCGUUCUUAGCUACAUAUCGCUGUGGAAAUAGCAAAGAGAAUGUGGAAUUCUGCGAUGCUGGAGAGAUACACUCACUCGUACACACAUAAUAACUCAACACGUUAAAUAUUCGGGGGAAAUUGCAUGCCAACAAUAGCUACUAAAAAAACGUUAGAUAAACGCUAGAUAAACUUGCUAUAUAUAGGUUCACGCCAGGGUGACGCUCAGCGCUAAAAUGUGUUAAACAUGCAAUUAAGCAGUUGACACCUUUCACAAUUUAAAACUCGCAAGCUAAAAUAGAGACGAUUUCAAAAAGUGUUGGGAUUAAUUUCUGGAACAACUUUCAUCUUUCGAGUCUUUGGUUUUGCUGACUCAAACAUCCAUUGCGAGUUGUGACAAAGCGAGAAAGUGUUUUUAAGAGUUUUUAUUUAAAAAUAAAAGUGUGUUUCGUCCGCCAGGUAGGCAUAUAUGUAGCGUCAGCCAGGUAGGCAUAUAUGUAGCAUACCAUAUGUAGCUUUAUGUAGCUUUUCUUCACAGAAGUUUGCACGUUAAAAUAAAUAUGCAUGUUCAUCCUGAACAUGUAAUAAGAGAUGUUGGGAACUUAGCACUGAACGUUUAGAAACACACUUUCUAAGGGCAGUUGCAGAAAUAAGGCCAUAAAUAAUGCAAAGAACCUUUCCUAGAUCGAUAGUUUGGCGUUUCCAAUUUUAACAACUACCAUGAUUUUUUGCUACUCAUAUGAAUAUAACAUUGUAAAUAAUAAAGUCUUAAGUCUAUUUUAGACGAACUUUUCAUGUGCCGAACCUAAUGUUAAUGAGCUAAAGUCUUUGUUUAAGUCUUAUAAGGAUCUUAUAGAAGGCCAAAAUUUGUGUUAAUAAUUGAAAGCAAAAAAUUAUUUAAAA
Molecule: messenger RNA, 1817 nt
Organism: Dendronephthya gigantea
Lineage: Eukaryota; Metazoa; Cnidaria; Anthozoa; Malacalcyonacea; Nephtheidae
Product: cilia- and flagella-associated protein 300-like
Exons: 10
Coding region: 2-784 (260 amino acids)
Source: RefSeq, a predicted model, not a curated record